GUUUUAUUUUAAUUUGUUUUUGUUUAUUAAUUUCAACCAAAAAUAAUAAUGCUUUUUAAAUUUUACGACUUUUUGUCUUAUGUUUUAUUUAGGCUACAGAAAUGAUUGAAGGAAUGAUCAUCGACAAUAAAAGGGAAAUGAACAAGACUCUCACUUUAAGCGCGGAUGCCUUCUUGAAGAUGAAAAGAUUAAGACUGCUCAGAGUUUUUUGCCGAUUAAAUUGUUGUGAUCUUACAUAUCUUUCUAAUGAGUUACGACUUUUAGAUUGGACGGGAUGUCCUUUAAGGUUAUUGCCUUCAAGUUUCCAACCAAAAUACAUUGUUAUACUUCUCCUACCGUAUAGCAACAUUGAACAACUUUGGACAGAAAACAUACCGCUGUAUAAGUUGAAAGUGCUCAACCUUGAAGGGUCCAAAAACCUUAGCAAGGCACCGGACUUCACAACUGCCCCAAAUCUUGAAAUUUUGGUUUUGGAAGGAUGUACUAGAUUAAUAUAUGUUCAUCCAUCAGUUGGAGUUCUUACUAGGCUUAAGCUUUUGAAUUUAAGAGGCUGCAAAAGUCUGAGGAGUUUUCCAACCAAAAUUGGAAUGGAAUCUCUUGAAAAGUUAAUUCUUUCAGAUUGCUCAAAACUUCAAAGCUUUCCAGAGAUUGAUGGUAAGAUGGAAUGUCUGCUAAGGCUUUAUUUAGAUGGGACAUGCAUUCAACAACUUCCCUCUUCAAUUGGAAAUCUGAGCAGUCUUCUUUUGUUAAAUUUGGAAGAUUGCAGGAACCUUGUGAGUCUCCCAGGGAGCAUAGGUGGGUGUAAAAGUUUAAAAAUUCUUAACCUUUCUGGUUGUCAUAAAGUUGAAAGUUUGCCAGAGAAUUUGCAGCAAGUAAAAUUCUUAGAGGAGCUUGACUUAAGUGAAACAUCUAUGACAAAACCACCACCCUUCAUUUUUCAAUUUAAAAAUCUUAAAGUUCUGUCUUUUAAUGGGAUCAAGGGACCUCCUUCCAAGCUACAAAAAUAUCUGCCUUCUCUGUUAAAGGUAAUCCAAAGAGGAAGGACAAAUUCCAUGGCUCUGAUGUUGCCUUCGUUGUUAGGUUUGAGUUCAUUAACAAGGCUGAAUCUAAGUGACUGCAAUCUUUGUGAAGGAGAUAUUCCUAGGGAUAUUUCUCGUCUAUCCUGUUUGGAAGAACUUGAUCUUGGUGGUAACAAUUUCAUCAGCAUACCUUCGUGUCUUACUCAAAUUUCCAAGCUUGAAUUUCUUAGAUUGUCAAAUUGCAGGGCGCUUGAAUCAUUGCCUGAGCUUCCAACAAGUAUAGAAGGUGUAACACUAAAUGGUUGUACUUCUCUUGAAAUGGUUGCAUAUCCAUCAAAAGUUUGCAAUUCAAAGUAUUCUGCAGAUAUAGUAGGUGUUAAUUGCUUCAGAUUGGCUGAGAACAUUAAUGCCUUAACACUGCUGAGAAAACAUCUAAAGGUAUUUGGAAAUUCAAGAAAAUUGUUUGAUGUUGUUAUACCUGGAAGUGAAAUCCCAGAAUGGUUUAGUCAACAAAGAGCUGAGUCUUGGAUUAAGAUAGAUUUGCCUCUGGAAGUUCGGAAUGAUAGUCAAUGGAUGGGAGUUGCUUUGUGCUGCAUUUUUGUCAGUGAUGAUACUUCAAGGAAUGAGCAUCUCAUUUGUAGAGCUGUUAUCCAUGAUAGAUAUUCUAGACAAGCCAACCGCAGUCAAUCUAAUUUCCAGGGUAGAAAUCCUCGAGAGGUCAUUCGUAGUGGCUGGAAUGUAAAUCGACAUUUUGAACAGGCCGUAAUGAAGGACCACAUUUUCGUUCGUUAUUUCUCGCGUGACAUGUUGUAUCCUAUUUCCUUGGAAGACAAAUGUGAUGAACGUGAAACCAAUAAUUUAUGCAUAACGGAUUGCUUAGAUCAAGAAUGCGAUCAACUUGAAUUGUCUUUCACAGGUCCCUACAGUGUUAACGCGAAGAAGUGUGGUGUUAGAAUAGUGUAUAAGAGAGAUCUGGAAGAGAUGGAACAAAUAAAAGAGCUGCAUAGUAGUCAGUGUUGUGCGAAUUUUGAAGAUAUCCAGCAACACUCUGCUGAUGAUGGAUCAAUAGGUAACUGUUCCCUUAAAAAGCGAAAACGUAAUAUCUAUGAGGAGAUGGAUGAAGGGCCACCACCAAAAUCGGUGCAAAACAUUUUCAAUUCUAUAAUGGGCAGAUUAGGGAAGAAGCACUAAUUGUGGUAAACUACUUCAUCGGCCUUCUCCUAUUAAUUCUUUCUUUUAAGACUUUUUUAAUCUACUGUAUUAUUUA
Molecule: messenger RNA, 2286 nt
Organism: Gossypium arboreum
Lineage: Eukaryota; Viridiplantae; Streptophyta; Magnoliopsida; Malvales; Malvaceae
Product: disease resistance-like protein DSC1
Exons: 4
Coding region: 102-2210 (702 amino acids)
Molecular function (GO): protein binding
Source: RefSeq, a predicted model, not a curated record